Priapulus caudatus is the source of this 389-nucleotide messenger RNA. Its product is annotated as carbohydrate sulfotransferase 11-like. Gene Ontology annotation, molecular function: sulfotransferase activity. Gene Ontology annotation, cellular component: membrane. The record is from RefSeq and is a predicted model, not a curated record. The transcript has a single exon. Gene Ontology annotation, biological process: carbohydrate biosynthetic process. The coding region runs from base 25 to 312 and encodes 95 amino acids. NCBI's taxonomy places the organism in Eukaryota, Metazoa, Priapulida, Priapulimorpha, Priapulimorphida, Priapulidae.
UACCACUGAGCGCGCAUCGUCGAAAUGUGCAAUCCGUGCGUCGUCAACUACGACUUCGUCGGCAAAUACGAGACGCUGCGCGACGACAGCGCCGAGCUGCUGCGGCGGACGGGUCUGGCGGGGAGUCUCACGUUUCCGCAGAGAAACACGACGAUCUAUUACAAGGCGACGAGCGGAGAGGAUCGCCUCCUGCGCAAGAACUACAGACAUGGGCCGCUCAGCCUCGGCCGACGACUGUACGAGAAGUACGAGUCGGAUUUCUUACUCUUCGGUUACAGUUUUCACGAAGAGUGGUUCGCACGCCGCUCGUAGCCACAGUAGGUGUACCGCUCGUAGCCGCGGUGUACAUGUGUGUUGCAGAGGAGCAAUUGCACGGCAUUUACAGGAAA